AGUCGGCACAGGUAGUAGUGGUAGUGGCGUAGUCGUUUUUUUUGUAUUUUUUGUAUUAUUAUCCUUCUUUUUGUGACAUUAUCCUGAUUACUUUAAAAAUUAGACGUUCGUCGGAACCAGACAUGAGUGACAUCACAUCUGAAUCAAGCCGUGAUAUGAUCAUGGAUCAUCCAGACAUAGAAGAAUUGGAAAUGAAGAGAGCUCUUAAGGAAAAAGAAGCUCUUGAGAAAAAACUGGAACUCAAAAAACAAAGAGCAGAAGAAAGAAAGAAGGAAGAAGAGAUGGCAUUGAAAAAGAGGAAAGAAAAAGCUGUCAAGGGUAUGAAAUAUUUACUCAGUAUCAGUGAGAAAUACUCUGACUUCUUCAGAGAGAAGAUUGUUGAAAACAAACCUAACCCUAUGAAACCUUUGAAAGAGCUAAAUAAUAAAUUACAACCAACAGUAGAAGAUAUGAAGGAGGCAGUUGAUAUUAGAAGAGGAGGCAGCAGUUCAAAAAUUAAAGGUCCUACAGAUGUUCGCAAAAAACUGAAAUACUUCGAGGGUGGUUCACUAAGAGACUAUCAAAUUGAAGGAGUUCAAUGGAUGUAUGGAUUAUACGAGAAUGGAAUAAACGGAAUUCUCGCUGACGAAAUGGGUCUGGGAAAAACGAUCCAAGUCAUAGCCCUAAUUGGCCACCUGCUCGAAAGAGGCAUUCUCGGCCCAUACCUCAUAGUCGCACCCCUGUCGACCCUACCGAAUUGGCAGUCUGAGUUCGCAAGAUUCGCCCCCAAGAUCCCGGUAGUUUUGUUCCAUGGAUAUGAGCUCGAACGUGCGAGACAAUACAAAGCGAUUCACAAGAAAUACAGCAUUGGAUCGCACCAGACCCUACCCGUAGUGCUGACGUCUUAUCAAAUCCCUCUAUUAGAGAGAACUUUCAUGAAACGUUUCCAGUGGCAGUAUGUCAUUGUCGAUGAGGGUCAUAGGGUGAAGAAUCAUGAGACGCAACUAUCCCAAAUUUUGAGAUCACUUACAUCAGCGAAUCGAUUGUUACUAACGGGUACACCUUUGCAUAAUAGCAUUACUGAGCUAUGGGCCUUACUAAAUUUCCUAAUGCCACACAUUUUCAAUAAUAUGGAUACUUUUGCCUCACUCCUCAUGUUAGAAGAUGUACAGGAUGAGAACAAGUUGUUAGAUCAGGUAGAAAAAACGAACAUCAUUUCAACUUUGCAUCGAGUGUUGGAUCCAUUUGUAUUGAGGAGAUUGAAGAAAGAAGUAUUGAAUGAUAUAGUUCCUAAGAAGGAGAUCAAUAUAUAUUGUCCUCUUUCAAAAUUGCAAAGGGAUCUAUAUUCAUAUGUCAUUGAGAAAAAUAUUACCCUUUUGAAGGGUCAAGUUGAGGAGGAGCCUUUGGAUAUAUGGCAACCUAGAAAAAAACGCAAGUGUGCAAAAAUACGUACGUACUACGAGAAUGUAGAAGAAGACGAUUUUUCCGAUUAUGAAGAGGAGUUUCUGAAAAAUGAAGAAAAAAUGUUGAAUAUGAAAAUUGAAAGGUCACAAUAUCCUUUCGUGACUCGUUUGACCAUGCACAAUUCAAUGAUGAUGUUUAGAAAGAUUGUCGAUCAUCCCUAUUUAGUGCAUUUUCCUCUAGAUCCAAAUUGUGAGAAAAAAGCUCUUCUUGUUAAUGAAAAUUUAGUUACAAGUAGUGGGAAAAUGAUGGUAUUGGAUGUGAUGCUGUCUAAACUUAAGAAAAACGGACAUAAGGUAUUGAUUUUCAGUACAUUGUGUAUGACCCUUGACCUCAUCGAAGAGUUCAUGAUAAUGCGUGAUUAUAAUUACCGUAGACUCGAUGGGGCUAUUAGAUUGCAGGAACGUGGCGAGGCCAUAAAUGAAUUCAAUAAUGAUCCCGACAUAUUGGCCUUUCUGGUUUCCACAAGAGCCGGUGGUCUGGGAUUGAAUUUAACAGGCGCUGAUACUGUGAUAUUUUUCGAUAGAGAUUGGAAUCCUCAAGCUGAUAUUCAGGCCCAAGAUAGAUGUCAUCGUAUUGGACAAACAAGACCAGUCAUGGUUUAUACAUUAGUAACAAAAAACACCAUUGAUGAACAAGUCAUUGACAAGGGAUAUCAAAAGAGAAUAUUGGAGAAAUUAGUCAUCAAGGAUGAUCAUGGAGCAGUUGCCUUUGUUUGCUCUGUUAUUGUCCACGUUAUUUGAAUUUAAACUUUUUUCACUUCCAUGAAAAUUUCAAAGUUUGAAAUCAAAUGACAGGACAAACGCGGAGAGAGAGCUUCAUGAAUUACAGAAACUUUUGAGAGCAGAAAGUAGUACCUUUGAAGUGUCCGAUAGUGAGAUGGACAGAUUAUUAGAUAGAUCAGAACUCUACAAAUUGAUGGAAGAAACUAAGCGGAAGAAUAUGGAAAUGAAAAAAACUCUGAAAAUGUGAUAUGUUCAGUCUAUUUUGAUCACAGUAUUUUGAAUCUCAGGAUAUAUUCUUAUUAUAUUUUAAGUGCAUUUUUAUCAUUAUGUUAUUCUACAAAUUGUAUUGAAAUUGUGUUGUGAUGUGCAUUUUUGUAAGAAAAUAAUGUAAAAUGUUCAUACAUGCCAUAUAUGGAAUCUUCAAACCUGAUAUUAUAAUGUUAAUUUUACCAAUUGACCAAUUUGACAUUUAGAAUCUGAUUUUCGUAUAGAGUUCAUAGAACACAUCCUCAAACCUGAUAUUAUAUAAUGUUUAUUAUACCAAUUGACCGAUUUGGCGUUUGGAAUUCUUGAUGUUCGUAUGAAGCAUAAUAAAAGUUGAACAAUUAAUUAUUAGUAAGAUAGUAUUUUAAGUGCUUUUAAAUUUUGUUUGUGUUUAUUCAUUGUUAAAUAAAUUAUUUUUGUACUUUUCUUAU
Phaedon cochleariae (mustard beetle) is the source of this 2860-nucleotide messenger RNA. The record is from the annotation of a GenBank genome assembly. Lineage: Eukaryota; Metazoa; Arthropoda; Insecta; Coleoptera; Chrysomelidae.